Saccharomycopsis crataegensis is the source of this 1254-nucleotide messenger RNA. It is a transcript of the gene MRX10, whose product is annotated as Mrx10p. Gene Ontology annotation, biological process: positive regulation of mitochondrial translation. The coding region runs from base 1 to 1254 and encodes 417 amino acids. Lineage: Eukaryota; Fungi; Ascomycota; Saccharomycetes; Ascoideales; Saccharomycopsidaceae. The record is from RefSeq and is a predicted model, not a curated record. The transcript has a single exon.
AUGUUGAAGCUAGUAUGCAGAAGGAGUCUUUCUCCUGUUACUGCAUUUCCAUUGACAUCUCGCCCUUUGUUGCGUAUGUUGCAGAUUUAUUCGAAUCGUCAAUUGACUACCUCCUCAUCUCAAGCUACAAAAUCUAUUCAAGCUGUCAAACUUCCCAAAGCUUCGAAUAUUACACCAAUAACCCGGGCUCUCAGACGAAGCAAGAAGAAGGAUAUCACGGACUAUCAUCAAAGCCUAUUACCGUGUACAACCAUAACGACGUGUGAAGCCUAUGAUUUGGCCAAAGUCAUUGCAUUACUACAUUCCAAGGGAUAUAAAGAUGCCAGUUUUUUGAUCCCACAAGAGGCAGUUCAUUUAACCUUUCCUAAUUUCGACAACCAGAACUUGGCUAGUAACCACCGUCACUACAAUGAGUUAGGCUUUGAUAUAUUGAUCCUUGUGAAUGGCUCCGUGGUGGCCUGGGGCUUUGAUGAGAACUUCUUGAACAAUAAUUUUUUGAGUUUGGUUGAAAAAGCCAGAGUCAAUCCUUACAAGGCCUCAGAAAGUGAGGAUAUGGAUUUUGUGAUGGUUAAUAUCGCUCAAAAAAAUAGCCAUAACAAAGAAGCGCUUGAUGAAAGUGCUGCCGUUUUUGCCAACGAUACAAAGUCGGCCCAUAAUAACAGUAGUAGAAGUGGUAUGGAUAACGACGUCAUGAUGAUAAAUGCUGAUAACGAUAACCAGCAGCUUUUAGAUAAGGCAGCCUUUUCCUUUGGUUUGACAAGAUCAACAAAAUUGGCAAUCCUCGAGUCGUUAUUCGAAAGAUGUGUGGAGCAAACUAGGCAAAAUACUUUGGAUUUCUAUAAAGGUUUCAGUAAGAAAAGCAAGAUGAAACAGCACAAGGAAACCUUGAAACUAAUUGGCCAGCUACUCUUAAUCAGAGGUGAGUUGAACUUAUAUUCUGAGUUAAUCGACACCCCUGAUUUAUAUUGGUCUGAACCGAAUCUCGAAAGUUUAUAUAAGAAGGUUUCAAAGAAUUUGGAUAUUGUUCCAAGAAUAGAGAUUUUGAAUAAAAAACUAGAUUACGCCACUGAAGAGUCACGUAUAAUAUUGGCAACUUUAAACGAAGACAAGGCAUCGAAACUAGAAUGGAUUAUUAUUUAUCUUAUUCUAAUAGAAGUCUGUUUUGAGCUUUUCCACUUCUAUGAAAGAUAUUCAUUAGACCAAAAAGUUAAUGAGAUUGAACACGCCAGCAAGGAAGUCGCUACAGUGGACUAA